UUGACCAACUCCUUCACCAUGCACGCAGUAGGAAUUUGUGCUUGGAAUCGUAGUCUGUAGUAAAUUUUUUUAUUUGUCUGUUCUAGAAUUUACUGUCUUAAACUACUGUGACGCUGUGAGGUAAAUAAAUUCCCUCCUGUUCCUAUAUAAAGGUCUAUAUACUUAGAGACAAUAAGAGUAUCAGGAACAACUCAACUCAUUCCAGUAUUUUUCUUUCUCUGUGGCUUUGGCGAAAGAAAUGGUGCUACUUGAAUUAGUUCUUGCUCUGGUUUUUGGUUUUCUUCUUCUUUGCUGUGGAUUGUUGAGGUGGAAUGAAGUUAGAUAUAGGAAGAAGGGUCUUCCUCCGGGAACAAUGGGUUGGCCUCUGUUUGGAGAGACCACAGAGUUUCUAAAGCAAGGACCAAAUUUCAUGAAGAACCAGAGAGCAAGGUAUGGAAACUUCUUCAAAUCUCAUAUACUUGGCUGUCCAACGGUCGUUUGCAUGGAUCCAGAGAUCAACAAAUAUAUUCUAAUGAAUGAAAGCAAAGGACUUGUUCCUGGAUACCCACAAUCUAUGUUAGAUAUUUUAGGAGAAUGUAAUAUUGCUGCUGUCACUGGUCCUCUUCACAAGUCCAUGAAAAAUGCCAUGCUUGGUCUCAUCAAUCCCUCCAUGAUGAGAGAACAGCUUCUUCCUAAAGUUGAUGAAUUCAUGAGAUCUCAUCUUAGUAAUUGGAGUGAAAAAGUUAUUGAUAUUCAGGAGAAAACCAAAGAGAUGGCACUUUAUUCAGCUCUGAAACAGAUUGCUGGCAUUGAAAGUGGACCCGUUUCUGAAGCCCUUAAAUCUGAGCUCUUUCAGCUUGUCUUGGGCACCCUCUCAUUGCCAAUCAACCUUCCUGGCACUAAUUAUCGACGAGCUUUUCAGGCAAGGAGAAAAAUUGUUGAAAUUCUGAAGGAGAUAAUUGGCAAGAGGAGGAUUUCUCACAGCUCCCAGCUUGACAUGCUUGAUCUUCUACUUAAGACUGAUGAUAAUAUGAAAUCUAAACUUACUGAAGAACAAAUCAUAGAUUUAAUCAUUGCACUAAUUUAUUCGGGCUAUGAAACGGUCUCGACAACUACAAUGAUGGCUGUCAAAUUCCUCCAUGACCAUCCAAGAGCUCUUCAACAACUCAGAGAAGAGCACUUCGAGAUUAGGAAAGGGAAGUCCACUGAGGAAGGAAUAGAUUGGAAUGAUUAUAAGUCUAUGACUUUCACUCGUGCGGUAAUUUUUGAGACAUUGAGAUUGGCCACAGUUGUUAAUGGUGUCUUGAGAAAAACAACCCAAGACAUAGAAAUGAAAGGAUUUUUAAUACCAAAAGGAUGGAGAAUCUAUGUUUACACAAGGGAGAUCAACUAUGAUCCUUACCUGUAUAACGAGCCCUUGAUCUUCAAUCCAUGGAGAUGGAUGGACAGAAACCUUGAUUCACACCAGUAUUUUAUGCUGUUUGGAGGGGGAAGUAGGCUGUGUCCUGGAAAGGAGUUGGGCACAGUGGAGAUUGCUACAUUCCUUCACUAUUUCGUCACUAGAUACAGAUGGGAAGAAGUUGGGGUAGCAACAAUACAUAAAUUUCCAAGAGUUGAAGCGCCUCAUGGGCUACAUAUUCGUGUUGAGAGUUACUAAGUUCAGCAGUUCAGCAUAUAUAUAUAUAUAGAGAGAGAGAGAGAGAAAUACAUGUUUACUGACACAUGUUAAUAGGUUUUUUGUUUUGUUUUUUUGACUAUGAGAAGGAUGUAUUGCUCAUUGUGUAGCUAUGUAAGUAGAUUUUAUGAUAAGAGAAUGAAGAGUUAUAACAUGUUUAUUGACAAGUGAUGGAUGUUUGUGAAUUUUGUACCGGAGAAGUUAUUCUGUGUGGAGUUAUAAGAUU
Molecule: messenger RNA, 1880 nt
Organism: Dendrobium catenatum
Lineage: Eukaryota; Viridiplantae; Streptophyta; Magnoliopsida; Asparagales; Orchidaceae
Product: cytochrome P450 85A1
Exons: 9
Coding region: 239-1636 (465 amino acids)
Biological process (GO): sterol metabolic process
Molecular function (GO): iron ion binding; heme binding; monooxygenase activity
Source: RefSeq, a predicted model, not a curated record